AUGGAAUGGUUCGAUAUAGAUUGGAAGGGCCUAGCCCUUCCAUUUGCCUACAUCUUUGUACUUGGCGGCAUGCUUUACACAUUCUCGACCAUCUACAGAAAGAGGAAAGCCUCACAAAGCGCCAACCUCGCGCCGUGGUUCCCUCCCCACCUCCAGAAGAACAUCUACUCGUCGUUGCUGGAGAUUAACGCCGCGGACAACCACGAUAAGAAGACUAGGGUGCCUGCUAGUGUGGUCCGCACCGCGCUUCUUCGCCGCGCCGUGGAGGAUAUCGGUCGAAUCAUCCAGGUGCGCUCGGCCAAGCAGGCGCUCAACACGCUGCUGCAGCGGGGCAGUGUUGGGGACGACCUGAUGCAGCGGUUUUCGCGGGCUGAGAAAGAAAUGGAGGAGGAGCUGCGGGAUGUAGUUAUGGAGGCAAAUGCUCUCGCACCAGGCUGGGGCCAGGCCAUCUUCCAAUCCGCCAAUGAGAUCGCCGCCAACACGCAUCUGCGCGCGCGCAUCGAUGAUAUCCAGGCACAGGCAGCAACGGAAAAGGAGUGGUGGGAAAAGCGACGCCAGUGCAUCUCAAAGGAAUUCAUGAAGGAGCUUGAUGAAGAAGAGGAGUUGAGCAAGGCUGGUUCCGUCCGGGUCGGUAGUGAUGAUGAGGGCGUCCUGGUUGAUUCGACUAGCCCUGCCACGUCGCCAGGCGGGUCCAAGAAGAGGGUAAAGAAAUGA
Pseudomassariella vexata is the source of this 714-nucleotide messenger RNA. RefSeq names its product Pre protein translocase subunit Sec66-domain-containing protein. Lineage: Eukaryota; Fungi; Ascomycota; Sordariomycetes; Amphisphaeriales; Pseudomassariaceae. The coding region runs from base 1 to 714 and encodes 237 amino acids. The transcript is spliced from 3 exons. Gene Ontology annotation, cellular component: Sec62/Sec63 complex. The record is from RefSeq and is a predicted model, not a curated record. Gene Ontology annotation, biological process: post-translational protein targeting to membrane, translocation.